Molecule: messenger RNA, 2494 nt
Organism: Parasteatoda tepidariorum (common house spider)
Lineage: Eukaryota; Metazoa; Arthropoda; Arachnida; Araneae; Theridiidae
Source: RefSeq, a predicted model, not a curated record
UUAGUUUAUAAAUUUUACAAUGGAUAAAAACAAGAAAUUCCAAGAGUUAUUUGCACAAUACAAGCUUGCAUUUCCUGAAUUGAAACCUGGAAAAUCACAACAGAUUGCAAGUGAUUUUUGGAAUGAUGUGAAAACCAGUGACAAUUUUGAAAAAAAGGUCGAUCAAAAAAUACGUGAUUUAUGUCUUCUAGCGAAAAGAAGAGAAGCACACUUGAUUCAUUCUGGAUAAUGAAUACACAAAAUCAAAAUGCAACAAAAUCUUCAGAUUGUUCGAAUGUGAAUAGUAACGAAGCCAAAACAAGUGAGGCAUCAUCUUCAAACGAAACCAACAACCUUUGCCAGGAUGAGCAUAAUAAAAAGACAGGCAAACCAAAAUUUAAAACACCUGCACAAGAUAAAUUAUCUCAAGAAAUCAUAAUUUUGGAAAGUGAAGUGCAAACACUGAAAAAGAAGCAAAACGCGAAUUUGCUGAAAGAAGGAGAAGCAAAAGAGUUGAAAGAAAAGAGGGACUUACUGGAAGAAAAGAUAAGUAAAUUAGAAAAAUUAAAGAAAGAACGAGAACGUGCACAAAAAAACAGAUCUAACUUUAAAAGAAAAAUUGCUCAAAUUUCCGAAAGUGACAAGUCUGCAUCGCCUUUGAUAAGAGAAAAGAAAGGAAGACCUACCGUUGAGGAAAAUCAGCCUGAUCUCUUCAAAACUAUUAUUGAAAUUGCGACUUAUGGAAGUGCAGCUGAUCCAAAGCGCAGAACAGAAACGAUUCGUUCUAUUAAAACAUUAGACGAAUUAACUAAUGUUUUGAAAACUCAAUAUGGUUAUAAUAUAAGUAGAUCUGGCGUUUAUUUACGAUUAUUACCACGACAAUUCAAUUCAAGAGAAGGAAAACGACAUAUUCAAACAGUUCCAGUGAAACUGAUGAAAGCACAAAAUGAAACUCACAAAACCCAUGUGGAUUCCAAGUUUGCAGCUGCAACUAUACAAAAUUUAGAACUGUUGGCAUCAAUUUUGGGUCCAAAUGAGGUUUUUUUCAUAAGUCAGGAUGAUAAAUCUCGAGUGCCGAUUGGGAUAACUGCUGCAAACAAGCAAUCACCAUUACUGAUGCAUGUAGAAUAUCGUGUUAAAUUACCGGACCACGACUGGGUAGUAGCUCCAUCUCACAAGCUCAUUCCUUCCGUGUACGCUCUCAUCAACAUUGAAAAUAAUCAAAUACAAAAAAAAAGUGCAGUGACAUACUCGGGACCGACUUAUAUAACUAUAAGAUCUGCUAAGCAUUCAUCGUCGACUGCCUAUUCGCAUGCAGCAGAUAUUGAACAUAUUUUCGAACUGCCUGCUUUUACUGGAUUUUUGAAACAAAAUGAUGAUUCAGUCAAACCUGUGGGGAUUUUCACUGUAGACGGAGGCCCCGAUGAAAACCCACGGUACAUUAAAGUCAUCCAAAUAGCUAUCCAUCAUUUCAUAACGAAAAACCUCGACGCAUUAUUUAUAGCCUGUAAUGCUCCUGGAAGAAGCGCGUACAAUCGAGUCGAAAGACGCAUGGCACCGUUGAGUAGAGAGCUAAGUGGCGUGAUUCUUCCGCACGAUCAUUUUGGUAGUCAUCUAAACAAUAGAGGUGAAACGAUUGAUAAAGUUCUCGAAGAAAAAAAUUUUGCAGAAGCAGGAAAGGUAUUAGCGGAAAUAUGGUCUGAUGUAGAAAUUGACAAGUUUCCAGUUAUGAGUCAAUACAUUCACCCGGAAAACUCGGAACUGUGUUCUUCACAAAUUCGAGAAAAAGAUCUGACUUGGCAAGCUAAGCACGUGAGAAACAGCCAAUAUCUACUGCAAAUCGUUAAGUGUAACGAUGAAUCCUGUUGUUCUAAAUUUCGGAGUUCAAUUCUUAAGCUUGUGCCUAACAGAUUUUUAUCAGCGCCUGUGCCCAUAGCACAAACUGAUGAUGGUCUUGAUAUUAAUCAACCACGAGGAACUUUUCCAUCAUUAUUUUUAUCUCAAACGCUGGAGCCAAUUGUAAAAGCUGCUGUUAAACAAAAAAUAGGGUUGAACUCCAUCACAGAAAUACCAUACGAUGCAGCAUGCCCAUCGGUAGAAGGUGAUAUUAAACGCAAAAUCUGUCCUACUUGUGGUAUAUAUUUUGCAUCUUUAACUUGUUUGAAAGAUCACAAAAAAAUAUGCAAAUCUCCUUUGCAAAUCAACAAAGUAAGACCAGUUCGUGUAGCAGCUCGUCGAGAGAAAGAACUUUUGGUUAUCCUCCGAAACCAGGAAAGCGAAGAUCAUGCAGAGUGGAUCGAAGAUGAUCUCGUUGAUGAAGAAAAUCUUAAUUUUUCAUCAGUCGCAGACGAGAGUAACGCUGAAUUGGUGUCUCUCGAAAAGCAUUUGGAAUGUCCUUGGGAAAAUACUGUAGAUUAAUAAAAAAAUUGAUUGAAAAAUUGAAGUUUGAUUGUGGGAAAGUAUUAUGUUGAUCCGAUAAGAUUGUUUUAUUUAUUGAUUCAAAGAUAAAGUUGGG